Molecule: messenger RNA, 2211 nt
Organism: Centrocercus urophasianus (Greater sage-grouse)
Lineage: Eukaryota; Metazoa; Chordata; Aves; Galliformes; Phasianidae
Gene: CREG1
Product: cellular repressor of E1A stimulated genes 1
Exons: 4
Coding region: 16-657 (213 amino acids)
Source: RefSeq, a predicted model, not a curated record
CUGCUGCGGUGCGCCAUGGUGUUGUUGGCGCUCCUGUGCGCGGCCGCGCUGGCAGUGUCGGCCCGCGGAUCCAUCCCUCCGCCCGAGGAGGCGGCGCGCAUGGCACGCUUCGUGUUGCACAACUGCGACUGGGGCGCGCUGGCCACGCUCUCCGCUCAGGAAGGGCUGCGCGGUCGCCCCUUCGCCAACAUCUUCUCCAUCAGCGACGGCGUCCCGGGGCCCGGCGGCGGCAGCGGCGUCCCCUAUCUGUAUCUGACAGACAUGGAGAUCUCCGUGCAGGACCUGGAGAUCAAUUCAAAUGCCUCCCUAACUGUGUCUUUGGCACAGACUCCAUACUGCAAGAAGCACAGAUAUGAUCCUCAGAAUCCCCUCUGCGCCCACAUCAUCUUCUGUGGGAGCAUUGUAAAGGUGAAUGAUUCAGAAGCAGCCUUAGCGAAAAAGGCGUUAUUCACUCGGCACCCUGAGAUGGAAGGUUGGCCUAAGGAUCAUAACUGGUUCUUUGCCAAAUUCAACAUCACCAAUAUUUGGGUUCUGGACUACUUCGGUGGACUGAAAAUUGUGACACCAGAAGAAUAUUUCAAUGUCAAGCCUUUGCAGAAGAAGAUCCUUGGUGAUGCUGACAGUACAAAUGGAUUACUUUGGAUGACUGCUCCAUGAAAGAUUUUCUAUGUGUAGUAGAGCUAAGUUAAUGCAAAAAAUUCUUACACCUUGCAUUGUUAAUAAGCUGGUGUAAUCCUUCUGAAGCACUUGUAAAUUCACACUAAUAGAUUGAAUCAUGCCAUGCUCAAAAUCCUUUGUGCAUAAGCCAUAACUAAAUGUUGUUCAGUGGACACAAACCUGGAGUGUUAUUUCUCUUAAUAGUCCAUAAUGCUGUGUUUACCAGAAAGUAAAGGAUUAGUCUGGUUCUAAACUUUCAGUGCCUUAGUUAAAUCAUUUCUGUUUGUAGGCACUCUCCAAUUCUUUUUAAAACCACUUCACUUGGCAGUGGUAUUAAAAAUACCACUUUAUCUGACACAGCACUACAGGUGGCUCAGCUGACUGUAGACUGGAAAGCCUUGCUUAUACUGCAACGACAGAUGAUAUAUUGAGUUCCAAAUUUUUCUUUCAACACCUGUACACUCACAAUUUGAGCUGUUUUUCUGUUAACCAUGUUUUUCUGCUAACCCUGAUUGGAUUUAUGGAAAUUGUAUGUGUACUUCAGGCUCAUGGUGAGUUCUUGGUAAGUCUUUGUCUAGUAGUGGUUAUAUGCCAUGAUUCUUUUAAAAAAGUAAUAGUAGUAGUGAAAGUACCUGGCUGUGGUACAUGAAGAAUAGUGGCUUGUAAAUCCAAUGAGACUGAUACAAAAAGAAGAUGUUUACUGACUUGAAUUUUGAAAUCUUUGGCUUUGCACUCUGAUCAAACGACAAUGUAGCAGCUUUUACUACUUUCAGUAGUAGAAUUUGGUAGAUGUUUUUGUUUUGGAAGCCUAAUACAGCAAUUUUAAGUCUGUAAUCUGAGAGUGAGAAAGAAGCUAAUACAGUACGCAACAGAUGAUUUGUCAACUGUAGAGAAUGAAAAGUAAUGAAAAGUGUUGAAAGUUUAAUUCUGUUUCAUAAAAUAAGCCCUACACAAAAAAAAGUAGAACAUCUUUUUAUAUGCUGUCACAUCUCCCACGUGCGUAGCUCACAAAUAUUCAAAAGUGAUUACGAACAAUUAAUUUAUUUUACCCCAAGCCAAUAUUACCUGCUCGACAUAGUGAAGAAUGUGAAAAUGCAGAAUCCUUAGAGGUAGAUCCAUAUAGUAGAAUAGUGAAAUUGAUCACUUCCAAUUAUCUCUAUAUAGUUAUUGCAUCAUUAUACUACUGCUCAUCUUGUAUGGGAAAGAUUUAUGGAAGCACUUUUGAAGUAAGUUAUAAAGUUUUCCUUCUACGUGAAGGGGAAAAAAGUGUGCAUUUUACUGUAUUAAACACAUUGUGUGCUACUGUGUGGGAUAAUAAAAAAAACCCUGAAGAUGUGGAAACAAUUUAUGAUGAUUAGAUAACAUUAAAAUUAAAUAUGAUAGUGGAAAUAUUUUUAUAUAAAACAUAACAAUUGUGAAAAUUCAAAUUAUUUUAUGGUAUACUGAUCCUUUCGAUGGGGACACAUGAAUGUAUUACCUAUCACUCCAUAACUUCUGUUGUAUGAGACUGGUAAUGCUGGGCUUUUGAUAAAAUUAAAAUAUUUUUAUGAAAAA